Molecule: messenger RNA, 1068 nt
Organism: Rotaria sp. Silwood2
Lineage: Eukaryota; Metazoa; Rotifera; Eurotatoria; Philodinida; Philodinidae
Source: the annotation of a GenBank genome assembly
AUGCGGCAUAGUUAUCAUAUCAUUCUGAUUGCUUUUAUUGUCUCACCAACAAUAAAUGCAUUUCUAUUCGACAAAGAAGGUCUUAUUCUUGUACCAUCAGUGGCUUUCCGAGAUCAUUCAACACCAGAAAAAUCACCAGCUGAUUGGAAUUUACAUAAUCAAGGAUGGUAUUAUGAAGAAAAUCCAAUUCAAGCAUUUUUAAUGGAAAAAUCUUUAGAACUUAUUGUUCAAAAAGACUUAGAUCGAAAUCGUGUUAAAAUGUUCACUGCUGAAGGUAAAGAAAAAAAAGAUUUAUGCAUUGAUGGUCUUAGUCGAUCGAUGUGUGCUAAAACGGAUGACGAAGGACGUCUUAAAAAUACAUUUAAAAUGACAAAUCAAGAAAUUGAAUUAUUUCGUCAAACUGGUGGUGGUAAUGGUAAAGUCGUAUUUCAAGCAUCAGUACGUAAUAAAAAUGUAAAAGGAACAGGUGAAAUAUUCUUAUGUGAUGAUCAUGGUGUUACAUUUAUAAGUGAUAUUGAUGAUACAAUUAAAAUAACUGAAGUAACAUCUUCAACACAAACACUUAUUAAUACAUUUAGUGGUGAUUUUAAAGCUGUUGAAGGAAUGUCAGAAAUAUAUCGUCAUUGGCAACAAGAAUAUAAUGCAACAUUUGCAUAUUUAACAGCAUCAUCUGAUCAAUUAUAUCCAUUUUUAAGAGAAUUUUUUGAUCGUGAAGGAUUUCCAACUGGUUCAGCACAUAUGAGACAUUUUACUUGGCUUGAUAGUAAUUAUAUUACAUUUUUUAUGUCAUCAAGUUAUAUGAAAAAGAAAACUGAAACAUUAGAAAUGUUUUUACAAAAUACACGUGAUCGUACAUUUGUAUUACUUGGUGAUGUUUUUCAAAAAGAUCCAGAUAUAUAUGCAAGUGUUUAUGCUCAAUAUCCUGAUCGUAUUGCGAAAAUUUUUAUUCGUAAAUAUGAUAAUGAUGUUGUUGGACAAGAACGACUUGAAACAGUAUUUAAAGAUAUACCACGUCAUAAAUGGGCAACAUUUGAAAAAGGUUCUGAUUUAUCACGAAAUGUUUUUUGA